Theobroma umbraticum is the source of this 880-nucleotide messenger RNA. RefSeq names its product Ribosomal protein L7Ae/L30e/S12e/Gadd45 family protein. Lineage: Eukaryota; Viridiplantae; Streptophyta; Magnoliopsida; Malvales; Malvaceae. The record is from RefSeq and is a predicted model, not a curated record.
AGUUUUUGGGCUAAUCGAAGUCGUCUCCGGCGAAUUACACUUUUCAAAACCAUUCUUUCAAGCUUUUCAUCAAACGAGUCGCGAACUAUUGAGAGACGCAUGCCGAUUAGAAACAAGGCUGCCAAAGACAUAGUCGAUGGCUCUCUUCCUCAGCGGCCAGAUUGCUAUGAAGGGGAACGUCUCGUUCGUGUGCUUAAAUCAAUCCAAAGAGGGGUAGAGUCAGCAAGAGUAUUGGCUGGAAACUCCUUGCCUGAAAAAAUAUGGCUUAAGCAACAAUUUGCAAUUGGUAUUAAUGAUGUGACACGUGUACUUGAACGGAUGGCGCCCAUUGCUGACAAGGGAAGCUCUGCUCAAGCCCCUUGCCUUAGGCUUCAGGCCAUUUUGUUAGCUGCUGAUUGCAAUCCACGGUGGUUAACGAAGCACCUGCCAACCUUGGCUUCAUCAAGAAAGGUACCAUUGAUCUUUGUUAAAGAUAAUAAAAAGGGGUCUUUAAGAUUGGGUGAGCUCGUCAAGCUAAAGACAGCCAUUGCAAUUGGAGUGAAGGCUAAAGGAAAUGCAAUCAAUCAGAUAAUCGAGGAAAUUCUUGAUGGUGAUGAAGUGAAUGAUGGAGCAUUGCUUGAAGUCCAUUGAGAUGCCUUGGCGACAAUGUUUAGUAACCUGCCUGCCAAUUACUUGCCCUCAGAGUAGAAUGGAAUCGAUGACCCAACUUAACCAGGGGUUCACUACUUGGCAAAGUUGGAAAUGCUUGGCUGUAAAUCCUGAGAGCUCAUUUUCCCUGGUUAGAUGUCUGAUGAGGUAAUUCUUGACGGCGGUUGUAAAUGAAGGCGUCUAUUCUAGAAUUAUUAACUUUUAACUUACAGAAAUAGAUACUAUUUUGCCA